Molecule: messenger RNA, 780 nt
Organism: Penicillium cinerascens
Lineage: Eukaryota; Fungi; Ascomycota; Eurotiomycetes; Eurotiales; Aspergillaceae
Product: SDR family NAD(P)-dependent oxidoreductase
Exons: 2
Coding region: 1-780 (259 amino acids)
Molecular function (GO): oxidoreductase activity, acting on the CH-OH group of donors, NAD or NADP as acceptor
Source: RefSeq, a predicted model, not a curated record
AUGCCUUUCGAAACUGGCCUCCAAGGCACUCAUGUUCUCAUCACCGGCGGCACCCGUGGCAUGGGUCAGGCCAUGGUGCGGCGAUUUCUACAGGAAGGGGCAGACGUCUCAUACUGCGCCCGCACCGUCACCAACACCGAAUUUGAUGAGGUACAUCAAUCUCUCCUUGAAAACAACCCUGCUAGAGCAUUUGGCACUGCCCUUGACGUUUCCUCCAAAGAAGGGAUCAUCAAUUGGGUCCACAGCUCCGCCGAACGCGUAGGACGCAUCGACGUGGUCAUCGCAAAUGCAUCUCCUAUGCAUAUGGAAGGUGAAACCGAGCACUGGCAGAGCAGCUUCGAGAUUGAUGUCAUGGGCUUCGUGGAGCUGGUGAAGGCGGCAGAACCCUACCUGGAGAAGUCCACACAGGCCUCCAUCAUCGUGCAGAGCUCUUUCAUGGGCCGCGAGUUUUACCGAAGCCCGCCUGCGGCAUACGGACCUUGUAAAGCCGCCCAGCUGCAACAUGUGCAGGAGCUGUCGCACUAUCUGGGUCCCAAGGGCAUCAGGGUCAAUGCCAUUUCGCCGGGUCCAGUGCUCUGCGAAGGCGGUCCCUGGGAGAAAUAUUCGAAACUCAUGCCAGAGUGGGUAGAAGAGCAGCGGCUGAAGAUUCCUUUAAGGCGAUUGGGGGGACCGCAGGAAAUUUCAAAUGUGGCUGUCUUUUUGGCAAGUUCAUUGGCUAGCUUUGUCACCGGGUCAAAUGUACUGGUGGAUGGAGGUAUCCACGUCGGCACACAGUUUUAG